This is a messenger RNA of Pogona vitticeps (central bearded dragon), 4414 nucleotides long. The record is from RefSeq and is a predicted model, not a curated record. NCBI's taxonomy places the organism in Eukaryota, Metazoa, Chordata, Lepidosauria, Squamata, Agamidae.
AAGGAGGGGGUUUCCCUCAGAGGGGGGCGUGAUUGUUUAUCCCCCCCUCCUUCCCUUCCCUUCCCGUUGAAGGCUGUAUUAUUGCAGAAUUGCAAAGCCCUGGGAAAGGCGGGCAGAAGCAGCGGGAGCUGUCGCCAGGAAAAAAGAUGGAGGAGAAGGACUCGCCAGGACCUAAAGGGAAGGGGAGGUUGGCCGCAGGUGGAAAAGAUCUCCACAUUGUCCAGGUAGAGACCAUUGGGGAGUUUCUGACACUGGGUGUUUCUCCACCUCGGAUUAAGCAAGAACCCGAAGAAAGGUUGCAGGAAUUCUGGGAAGCCGAGAGGCAGGAGUUCUCAAAAACGGCAUCGCCCUAUUCUGAGCUUUCUGAGCCCGUGUCGGAAGAGAAUCAGGGGCGAACUCGGCGCCAUUUCAAAGGAGCAGAUAACACCACCCUGUGGUCCCCUAGAGGAGAGCGUGUGGUUACCACUGGAGUAGAUCUUGAUGUCCAAGACCGCCCUGAGGCCUGCGAGGACCUGGAUUCAUCCGUGGACGUGAAGAAGGAGAUUCCAGAGGAGGACUCUCUCAACCUGGAGAUGCGAUGCCAGCUUUUCAGGCAGUUCUGCUACCAGGAAUCAGAAGGGCCCCGGAAGGCCUUCUGCCACCUCUGGGAACUUUGCCGCCAGUGGCUGAAGCCGGAGAGGCACACCAAGGAGCAGAUCCUGGAGCUGGUGAUUCUGGAACAGUUCUUGACCGUCCUGCCCCUGGACAUGCAGUGCUGGGUCCGGGAACGGAGCCCGGAGAGUGGUAACCAAGCAGUGACCCUGGCAGAGGAUUUCCUAUGGAGGCUGCAGGGGGAGGAGAGCGCGGAACAACAGAAGGCAUUGGAGGAUCUGGAUGGUUUGCCCGCCGACUCCCCCGAAUCGCAGCUGGAUCCCUCAGACAUUGUGAAGAUUGAGCUGCCCCUGGAUGGUGAGGGAAGCAAUGAGCAACCCCAAUAUAUUCUUGGGCAAGGGGCUGGCUUACAUGAGGGAAUGUACAGCAGCGUGAAGAAAAAAGUGGGCCUUGACUCUGUUCCAAAAAUCCAGAAAAUGCCGCUGAAAGAAAAAUCGCACAGGUGCCAGUAUUGCGGGAAAGUCUCCGACUGCAGGGCCCACCUGAUUAUCCACGAAAGGACCCACACGGGAGAGAAACCACACAAAUGCUCAGUGUGUGGCAAAAGCUUCACACGGAAAGAGUCUCUUAUUAUCCACGAGCGGUUCCACACCGGGGAAAAGCCAUACAAAUGUUCCGUGUGUGGGAAAACCUUCAGUGAUAAAAUCGGGCGCCUGAUUCAUGAGAGGACCCACACUGGAGAGAAACCGUAUAAAUGCUCCGAGUGCGGGAAAAGCUUUGGCACCCGGUGUAAUCUGCUGAGGCAUCGGCGGGUUCACACGGGGGAGAAGCCGUACAGAUGUUCAGAUUGUGGACAGAGCUUUAGGUACCGACCUCAACUGGUGAUCCAUGAAGGGAGCCAUAAGGGGGAGAAGCCCUAUAAGUGUGCAGAGUGUGGGGAGAGCUUUAGCCAGACCCGGCAUCUGGUCAUACACAAGUGGACUCACACAGGAGAGCGACCUCAUAAAUGUAGUGUCUGCGGAAAAACUUUCAAUCAGAAAUCGGACCUUAUCACGCACACGCGGACCCACACAGGUGAGAAACCCUACGUCUGUUCCGAGUGCGGGAAGAGUUUCAUUUCCAGCUGCCAGCUUCGGAAGCAUGAAAGAAUCCACACCGGAGAGAAACCAUACCAGUGUCCCGAGUGUGGCAAAUGUUUCACCUACAGCUCUCACCUAACGACACACAAGCGGACGCAUACGGGGGAGAAACCGUACCAGUGCCCGGAUUGUGGCAAAUGUUUCAUCUCGAGUUCUCACUUCACCGCACACAAACGGACUCACACGGGCGAGAAACCGUACCAGUGUUCAUACUGUGGGAACAGCUUCAUCCAGAGAUCCCAACUUGCUAAGCACGAGAGGUCCCACACGGGGGAGAAACCCUAUAUAUGCUCUGAGUGCGGGCAGAGUUUCCGGUGGAGCCAGGGGCUCAAAAAGCACAUGCGGACGCACACGGGAGAAAAACCAUACAAGUGCCCAGAAUGUGAGAAAACCUUUUCCAGCUCUUCAAAUCUUUCUAGGCAUCAGAAAAUCCACACAAGAGAGAAGCUGUAAAGAUGCUUAGGCGAUUUAAAGACUACAGUGAGAAGCCCUUAAACACCUAGACUGCUUUUCCACAACACUAGCACAUGUGUUGAACUAAAACUUCCAUUAACCCUGCUGGUUGGGUUUGAUGGGAGAUGUAGUCCUGCACCCCUGCAGGUUAAAGGCUGAGGAAAGCUGCCUUGGACAGUGAGAGAAAGCAUAAGCCAAAUAUCAGAAUUCCCCACAGAAACAAAAACACCCACCUGUCACAGGAUGGAUUUCAUUCAAAUCAAACUAAUUUAAAUCAUGUUUUUUUAAAAAAAUGGAAUUUUUUUUGGACAGUAUAAAUCUUUUAAAUUUUUUUCUUAAAUCAUGAUUUAAAUAACAAACAUUGAUUUUAUCCACCCUGCCUGUGCGGGGUUUGGGUUGAAAAACAUGUCCAGGGACUUCACAUAUCAUAGAGGAUUUGCCCAAUAAACCAGGAAUAGGCCUCACGAUGUUUUAAAAAUAACAAGUCCCACAAUCCUUUACCAUGGUGGGUGGACCCAUGAGAGUUGUAGGCCACAAUAUCUGGAAAGCCAGCCAUCUCCCCAUUCCUGCUGUAAAUAGAAUAUUCAAUGGAACUGGUUGGAGCCCUAUCUUGUUGUGCUACGUCCCUCCCAUAGGAGUCCUCAGAGCACCUUGCAAGCCCUGAGAUGCUGAACAAUUUGACUCACCCUGGCCCUUGGACAGCAGAAAUUAAAAAACACAGGUUGUGCCUCUGUCUCUGGAGGACAUCACAGCAAAAGAACAACUCAUAAGGCCCCAUGCGUUGGACAGAGAAGGGCAGAGGCUGGCAGCUUGCUUCCCCACUCCCUGCGGUUGUUGUCAUUUUUGUCAUGAUGUGCAGCCAAGUCCCAUCUAAGCUAUGGCAAACUCAUGAAUGAGCGACCUCCAAAAAUGUCCUGUUCUCAGUAUCCCUGCUCAGCUCUUAGACGCUCAAGGUGGUGGCUUCCUUGAUGGAGUCCAUCUGCCUCACGUUAUUUUUUUUUCCUGCUGCUAGAUUUCAAAAUGGCACUCGUCCUGGGGGCUGGAGAGGGGGAAGGGAGGCAUGUCUUCGCUGCUGGCUAGCAAGACAAGGCUUUGGGGUUUUUUUUGUGUGCCUCAAAGCUCGGUUGGCACCUGAAGGAGGCAAAGGCUGUCACCCACAUUCCUUCAUGGCCCCUCUUUCUUCUCUGCCACCUUUGAUGCUCUGGUUCUCUUCCCCCAGAUGCCCACCCUCUCUGCCCCUCUGAGGCCGACAUUGAGCAGACUGUUUGGAAACCACAACUGGGCACCCCAAGCAAUGAAGGCUGGCCUCCCUCUUGAAGGCCAGGUCUAAAAUGCCUGCCUCUGAGGGGUCCUUCCCUUGUGCCUCGCCUUGCAGGCCAGAUGUUGGGUGUGUGUAUGUGUAUGUGAGAGAGAGACAGAGACCCUGCAACAGGAGCUCUCUGGGACUCUCCAGACCAUGAGGCAGAGUGAGUGCUCUGCCUCAGGGGGCAGAGGCUGGGGCCUGUCACACCCUUGGCUGAUGGUUCCCAAUCUUAGGUCAUCAGAGUGUUCUCGGACUGCAACUCCCAGAGACCCCAGCCAUCACAGGUAGUGGUAAAGGAUUCUGGGAACUGUAGUCCAAGAACACCUGGGUGACCCAAGGUUGAGAACUAGCGUCCUAGGGUGUUCUUUUUUUGCUUCCCAUUUUAGCCCUUUCUGUUGGGGGGGGCUGGGAAGCUUUUAUGGGCAUCAGUGUCGUCCCCUCAGAUUGCUUCCUGCCCUGGGGCAUAAUAGAGGGCAUUAACAUUCAUAUAAGAUCAAUCUGCCAGUCUACUUGGCUUCGGUAUUGGACUGGCAGGGUGCCAUCUUGUUCUUUGCCUCAGGCAGCUCUGUGCCUUAGGCAGUGCUAUCUCCAUGGUUACCUCCCCUCCCCUCAAACAGUCUGCUUUGAGGGAAAAAGCCUUUAGUGCCAAGCAUUUGGGGCCCUGGCUAGUUCUGGAAAGCAAUGAUCUCGGCACUCUGGAGGCCUGAGGCUCUUGCCUCACUUUGCCCAAUGGAUGGACUGGCCCUGUCUUCAGGAGUCCUAAGACCCCAGAGAAAUCGUUUGUUCAAAAAGUAGUGUAUAAAAUCUCAAUAUGUUUCAGAAUAAAUUUGUAUAGCCCUUGCAUGCGAUUCCUGCUAGAUUUUAAUAAAUAAAAUAAAAACGUGGUGGUGAUGUUUAGGAACUGGAAGUGUGUAUAUAUAUUUAUUUU